AGGAAUCUUGAGAGUUCAGGUAGCCGGCUCCAGACCCAAACAGUGGAAAGAAUGGCAAAAUUUCUGUCCCAGGAUCAAAUUAAUGAGUUCAAGGAGUGUUUCUCCCUCUACGACAAGGAGCAAAGGGGGAGAAUAAAAGCUAACGACCUAAUUGUGGUGAUGCGGUGCCUGGGGGCCAGCCCGACCCCAGGAGAAGUUGGAAGACACCUGCAGGAUCAUAAACUAGACAGAAAUGCAGAGCUGGAUUUCUCUACUUUCCUUACCAUCAUGCAUAAGCAAAUGCAGCAGGAAGAGCCGCAAAAAGAAAUUCUAUUGGCCAUGUUGAUGACUGAUAAAGAGAAGAAGGGGUACAUCACUGCGGAAGAGCUAAGAUCCAAACUCACUAAACUGGGAGAACGGCUAACUAACAAGGAAGUGGAUGAUCUCCUGAGAGAAGCUAAUGUUGGACCAAACGGCAAAGUGAAAUACAAUGAAUUUAUCCAAAUGAUCACCCUUCCUCCACCAGAUUACUGAAUUGGAUAUAUAUGGAUACAAGGAAGUCAUGUUUGAAAUCAGAGAACUUCUCAUACUUGAUUGGAUUUUUACAAAACGUAUCCUUCUACUCUAGGGGGAAUGGCAGUGUCAUACCAAGAGUGCUACCUUAUGUCUCUGAUGCAGACACAAGGACUUCUCUGUAAUGAUACAAAUAAAAUUGUUUUAACAU
Messenger RNA from Trichosurus vulpecula (common brushtail), 703 nucleotides. It is a transcript of the gene CALML4, whose product is annotated as calmodulin like 4. The coding region runs from base 52 to 513 and encodes 153 amino acids. Gene Ontology annotation, cellular component: myosin II complex. The transcript has 5 exons. The record is from RefSeq and is a predicted model, not a curated record. Gene Ontology annotation, molecular function: calcium ion binding. NCBI's taxonomy places the organism in Eukaryota, Metazoa, Chordata, Mammalia, Diprotodontia, Phalangeridae.